Messenger RNA from Pundamilia nyererei, 1610 nucleotides. It is a transcript of the gene mrpl24, whose product is annotated as mitochondrial ribosomal protein L24. Bases 120 to 770 code for a protein of 216 amino acids. The transcript is spliced from 6 exons. Lineage: Eukaryota; Metazoa; Chordata; Actinopteri; Cichliformes; Cichlidae. The record is from RefSeq and is a predicted model, not a curated record. Gene Ontology annotation, cellular component: ribosome. Gene Ontology annotation, biological process: translation. Gene Ontology annotation, molecular function: RNA binding; structural constituent of ribosome.
UUAGCAACUGCGCAUGCGUGAGGCCUGUUGCGACCCUCCUGUCCAGUAGGUGGCGCUACCGGUAGGUUCCUGUAGGUGUCAGCUCCGCUACAUGUGUCAUUGACAUCAACAGAGGCACAAUGAGGCUGACCGCUCUGCUGUCGAUGGCAGCCAGGGUCAUUGUGCCCAAAGAUUACCGUUACGGCACCAACAGGCCGUGGACAGCCGCUGCUAAAAGGUUAAAUCCACCGGGGAAGAGGAGGAGGAAGGUGUUUGUUGAGCCGAUAGCGCCAGAGGAGUGGUCUGUGCUCAAAGGGGACACGGUUGAGAUUCGGAAAGGCAAUGACAAGGGAAAGCAGGGGAAAGUUAUCCAAGUCUUCAGACGCAGAAACUGGGUCAUCCUGGAGGGACUGAACACACAUCACAGGUAUAUUGGAAAAACUGCAGAUUACCGUGGGACGUACAUUGCCAGUGAGGCUCCCAUCCUGGUCCGUGAUGUUGCCCUCGUUGACCCCUCAGACAGGAAACCCACUGAGGUCGAGUGGAGGUUCACAGAAGAGGGUGAGAGAGUCCGAGUGUCGCUCAGGACGGGGAGAAUCAUCCCGAAACCAGUUGUGGAGCGACGAGAUGGCAUUGUGCCGCAGCAGUGGAAAGAUGGACCUAAAGAUACCAGUCCCGAAGAUGCUCUUGAAAAGACAUACAUACCAUCUCUGAAAACCCUGGAGGAGGAGGUCAUGGAGAAACUCGGUAUCCAGGAGAACAGGAGGCACCGAACGUCCUACUGGUACUGACCAGACAAAUCAGAGACACUUAGCCUCCCCUUUGUGCUGACCAGUUUUCACAGGAGCUCUGGACAUACCUUGUUCUGGAGUUGAGCAGAAGGUCAGGUCAAACAGAGACUGUGAAGAUACCAAGUGGAGGCUGUACGGACUCUUAACAAACUGCUGCACCAUGAAAAUGAUUAGGAAAAUGAUCCGUAAACAAUAUGAGGAAGUGAAGUCAGACUGCAGUUCACUUAGGUGUCACUUUGUUUCUUUAUAGUGUUGUGAAUAAAUGUCAGACUAAAGUGUUUGCAUUUUCAUGUGGAAAAUCACAAUCACGGGGUGCAAAGUUUAAAGAUUUCAUACAAAAAAACCCCAAUGAUCCUUGUUGCCCAUUUUAAGUUUGUGUCAAACUUGUUUGGAUACAAACCUAUGAGGUAAUAAUAUUGGUGUGUGACUAAAAAUCAGUUUAUGCAGAUUUUCAGCAGUCUAAGCUAAUGAUUAGCCAAUCGGCAUCAUGGGUGGGACAACUGAUGUUGUCGAGCUUAAAUGAAGGAUGAGUGAUAACAGAAGCACUAUCAGAGAUUUACAGUUAACAAACAGUCAGGUGAGUAAACAACACUGAGACACUUGAGAUUGAUAACGUGCGGCACGGGUGAAUCUCAGACAGAGAGACACACAAUAAGAUAAUGCAAGUCAACUUCUGCGGAUGUGUAUUUCUGUACUGAUCUCUUGCGGUAAAUGUCACAGAGUCACAGGGUCAGCUUCCUGUUUCAACAGAAAACUCUGUCUGGUGAAAUAUGUGAACAUAAGUAUAGCAUAACAUUUGAAGCAUAAUCAAAUAAAACAUUAAAAACUCCCUGACAAGCA